Pocillopora verrucosa is the source of this 3016-nucleotide messenger RNA. Its product is annotated as G1/S-specific cyclin-E1. Gene Ontology annotation, cellular component: nucleus; cyclin E1-CDK2 complex; cytoplasm. Lineage: Eukaryota; Metazoa; Cnidaria; Anthozoa; Scleractinia; Pocilloporidae. Gene Ontology annotation, biological process: regulation of cyclin-dependent protein serine/threonine kinase activity; G1/S transition of mitotic cell cycle. Gene Ontology annotation, molecular function: cyclin-dependent protein serine/threonine kinase regulator activity. The record is from RefSeq and is a predicted model, not a curated record.
GGAGACCUGGUCCCGUGAAGGUCUCGAUUGACUGAUCAAACGGCUCAUCUGUAAAAAGCUUAAACAAAAUUUGUAUUCUUCUAGUACUACAUCGAUCAGUCUGCUUUUCCAUUGAUUUAGUAAAUGGCAAGUGAAAGUGACUGUGCCGCGAAAGACCUCCGCCAUUUGAGUUUGGAAUCUGUCGACGAAGCGAACAUACGAAAGAGGAAGAGGGAUUCUUGCUCCAGAGGAGCUUCUAGCAAGCGGACGAGAGCGGCACUGCAAGAGAAGACAACCCAGAUGUCUGUGCAACCAUUUUGCAGCACUGAGGGAAGCAUUAGUGGAUUCUCAAGGAUUGAAACAAGAAGUCAACGACAAUCAAAGGCAUUAAAGGAACACACAGCAAGCAACGCUCUCCCUGAGUUUGGGAAAUCUAGUAGUUUUACUUUCAGCAAUUACUUUAUACCAGUUGUCAAAAGUGUGAUGCCUCUUCCUGAGCUUGACUGGGCAGAUCCCAAAGAAGUGUGGGCAAAAAUGCUUGAGAAAGAGAGGAAGUAUUCAAGAGACCCUCUAUAUUUUAGAAAACAUUCAUUUAUUCAGCCAAGGAUGCGGGCAAUUCUAUUGGAUUGGCUAACAGAGGUUUGUGAAGUUUAUAGACUGCACAGGGAAACAUAUUAUUUGGCAGUAGACUUUGUUGAUAGAUACCUGUCAGUUAAACAUGACAUUGCCAAGCAAAGACUACAACUUGUUGGAACAACGGCAUUGUUUAUUGCUGCUAAGUUGGAGGAAAUUUACCCUCCCAAAAUAAGUGAAUUUGCAUAUGUCACUGAUGGUGCCUGUACAGAAAAUGAGAUCCUACAUGAAGAACUGCUCAUGUUAAAGGGGUUGUGUUGGAAUUUAACACCAAUCACUGUCAAUUCAUGGUUAAAUAUCUAUUUACAGUUGUCUUGUGUAACAAGUAAAAACGGUAAAACAUCAAACUUCAGCAUCCCUAACUACUCACAACCAAGAUUUGUUGAAGUUGCACAACUUUUAGAUCUGUGCAUCCUGGAUGUGGGUUCUCUGCAGUUCUCCUACAGUAUUCUAGCUGCGUCAGCUCUUUACCACAUGCUUCCAGUUAAUGUUGAACAAGUUACAGGACAUUCACGGGAGGAACUUCACCCAUGUAUUCAGUGGAUGACAUCUUUUGCCCACAUCAUAAUGGAAAAAGGAGCAGCAACCAUCAGAAGUUUUGAGCAAGUUCAACGUGAAGAUGCUCACAACAUCCAAACUCAUGCAGUAGACAUAGCAUCACUUGAUAAAGCUUUAGCUCUUCAAAGCACUCUUGGUAAAGAAACAGCAGAAAACAGGUCAAGAUCUCCAAACAUCGAAUCAUUUAAACCACUUACCCCACCAAGCAGCACGAAAAAACCUGCCUUAGACUCUGUCAUAAUGAUAGAAUGAAACAAAUUAGGUCCACGUUAAACUUUAUUCAUGCUCUGUUUCAUCUUAAGAAUACUUUAUUAGGGGGUUUUCACAAUUUGAGCCCAACAUUAUGGCACUCUCCUCAUGGUGUUAACUCUAUCACCCCAAGGAGCCAUCAAAAUUGAAUUCAACACCAAUCAGGCAACAUUGCUUUAUUUAACACAGAAAGACUCUGAUCUAAAAUUAUAAGAAGUGUACUGCAAACAGUGUGAACAAUUAAUAUUUUGCUCCCGGGAAUGGAAGUGUUAACCAUCAGCUAAUUUAUUUAAAUGAGACAUUGGUCACAGAAAAAUCUUGGGAUAGAGAAGGAUGUUCACCAAAAUGAUAUUAGCAAUGCAAUCUCUACAAAUAGUACUUUUAACUCAGGAUUCUUGGAGUAUAGAGUUCUAUCCAUUUUGCAUUUUGAUCUCAGUUAGUGGAACCUCCCAGAUGUUUAAUGAUCAAGUCUCCUGCUGUGUGUUUUUACCCUUAAUUAAUAUUCUUACUCUUUUUAAUUUGUGUGUAUGUUGAUAGAAACCUUCAAAAGUAACAAAUGUUAAGUUACACCAAUAGUUGGCAAGUGUGUACCUGCAACUUAAGUCUUUUUUUACAUUUUAUUAUUAGAACUAAACCAUAUUUUGUAUAGUCUAAGAGUAUUUUUUAAAUUUUAAAGAAGGAUUUUUUUUUAAUGAUUCUGAAGGGCUGUCCACAAUUUUUUUUCCUUCUUUUAAGUAAAGUAAUUUGCAUGACAGAUCUGUUUUAAAGUGACAAACAUAGUAGUAAAAGUAGCUUUAAAUAGGCAGGGGUCAAAAUAAGCUGCUACUUACCUGAAAAAGUUUGACUCCAGCAACAUUUUUUUGAUGCUAUAACUUCUAGAGGGGAUUAACAUAACAUCAUAGUUAUCCAGGAAAGAGGUGAGGAGGAUAAUCAAACUCACCUUGAUAAAACAGUUAAUUUACCAAAUGGUUAUUAGAUCUUGGUAGUUAAUGGAUGAAUUACUAAAUGAAAAAAGUUUUAGGAGGCAAGUUUUUUUUAUGGUGUCAUUGACUAAAAAACAACUAGUUUUGUUUUUCUUCCUGUUUAUAAAAUUUUUGUUGAAGAGGAUGAAGACUUAAUUAAGUGAAUAUUUUAAGUAUAUUAUUUGGAGUUCUGGUUGUGCUGGAGUCAGUGACUGCAUUGUAAAACUUGUUUUAACAUAAACAACAUUUUAGUGUAAGUAUCAUGACUGGACAGGAUUUUUUUAUUAUUUUCAAGGUUUUUCAGAAGUGUUUGUAUUAUAGCAGGUAUUUGCAUUUUGCAUCAAAUUUCUACAACUUUUAAACUUUCUCUGUUGAAAGAGGGGCAGAGUAGGGUGUGAAUUGCCUAGACGUACCACACUAUCAAUCAUUUCACAGUAAUUUACUGUGACUUGUGUACAUAACCACAUAGAGCAUGUUGAAGCUUACAGAGUGUAAUUAUUUAGGUAGGCUGUUGAAAUUUUUAAAAAAAUUAUUCCACUGAGAACAUUAAGGAACAAAAAAAAUUGUAUAUUUGUAUGCAGACUCAUGAUAAUUUUCAAGUUGGUAUGAGAGAACUCAUUAAAGUUUGUCAGCUA